CUUUAGUUAAGCGGUGCCGUGUGGAAUUAAAAACUUAUAACUGAGUGAUUAGGUAUACUUAUUUUGAGGCAUAAAAUGUUACUGAAGUCGCUAUGCCUAUUAGUAUUUUUGGCUGUUUUAGCAACAGCUCAAAAGUCGCAAAGUAACGCAAAAGAUGAGCCCGCCAAGCAACAAGUGCUAAUAGCAACUCCUAUAAGUUUAGCUCAAAACCAAAAAGCUGGGUCGGUUCCACAAGAGCUCAGACAGUUUUAUGCUCGGCAACAAUAUGCUCCUGAGGUCUACGGAUUGACGUAUGCGCAGCCUCAGUAUCAGAAUGGAGCAGGUAUAUCCAGGCUCCAACCUCAAAUCGUUCUCUAUGGUCCAGGAGGCCAAGGCCAACCGAUCCUAAUCAAUCCAGGAAAUCCUCCGGGCAAUUUCCUGAUUCCUCAAGGUCCAGGACCAAAUGUCAUCGUCAGGAAUAACAACCCUCAGGCAGGCUUUCCAGUUGCCGGCUAUCCGAAACCAGCUCACAUUCCUCCAAUUGAAAAAGACGCUGAAGAGGUUCCUACCAAUCCUUCGAAAAUACCUCCAUUACAAAGUGACGCCAAACCAUCCGUUCAACCAAAAACCAAACCAGAAAAACUGGAAACAUUCAACGAACCAAACCAACCUGAACAGAAGCCACAAGAAGGCCAGUAUCCUCAACUGAAUACUGGCAACCUAAGACCUGGACAGCGAUUUUUCAUUCUUAACGGUGACAGUAUGUACAAUAAUUAUCCUUUUGAGGCAGUACAACCCAAUUUCAAAUACACUAAUGUGGAAUCGUACCCUCAAACAGCACCGAGCGGAUUUGCCCAGGAACCUCCUCAGUAUUUGCAGGAUGAUCGGUAUCAACAACAAUCGAUUACAUCACUACCUGAUUUAGUUUUGCGCAACUCUCAGCCACAAAAUUUACCUCAGCAAAAUACUCAGCAGUAUGCGAAUAAUCAAAAAGACAGCGAAGACAAAGCGGGUCAGCAAUAUUUCAACCCAAACUCACUUUUCGGGCAAAAUCAGGAAUACCAACCGUACUUUGUCGAUCAACAAGGUCAAUUUCUGAGCCAACCCGGUCCAUACCAAAAUCAAUUUCUGAGCCAACAAGGACCAUUAUUCCAAAACCAACAAGGACAAAUUCAAAACCAACAAGGACAAUUAUUUCAAAACCAACAAGGACAAUUAUUCCAAGGCCAACAAGGACAAAUUCCAAGCCAACAAGGACAAUUGUUUCAAAGCCAACAAGGACAAAUUCAGAACCAACAAGGACAAUUUCAAAGCCAACAAGAGCCAGCCGCUGAACAACCAAACCCAAAAUCAAGCAUAGUCCCACCCCAUCUGAUCGGCCAGUUCAGAUUUACACCAAAUUCCGUGCCAGAACUUUACCAAUUCAGAGAUGAUUUGGAAAAUGACGCUAUAAUUGUCGAUGCUUCUUACGAUUCUCCAAACAGCUUAGAUGGACGAGGUGGAAAUUUCAAAGCUGAAGAAAGUAGCACUACUUUGGUACCUCAGCCAGCAGAAAAGGAACCCGAAUCGAGUAUGGCGCAAGCUGCACCUCAAGGUACCGCCAUCGCAGGUCCAGGUGGCGUGGCUGGAUCGGCACCCAGAGGUACUGCCCUUGUAGGUAAAGGCGGUUUGGCGGUUUCCAGUCCUCAAGCUACUGCUGUGGCUGGUACCAAAGACGAAGAGAAAAAGAACAAGAGACCUUCCAGGAAAGAUGCUUGAGGAUUUUUGUUGAUGACAAUUUUAACUGUAAGGGAAAUUUAAAAUUAAUUGUGAUAUAUUAAUGUAUUUUAGAAAAGGAAUUUCAACCUAGAGAAAAGUUAAGUCGUAUUUGAAAUAUGUAUUUAUGAAUUCAAUCUUAUUGGAAAUA
Molecule: messenger RNA, 1885 nt
Organism: Ceutorhynchus assimilis (cabbage seed weevil)
Lineage: Eukaryota; Metazoa; Arthropoda; Insecta; Coleoptera; Curculionidae
Source: the annotation of a GenBank genome assembly